Molecule: messenger RNA, 1383 nt
Organism: Prunus armeniaca (apricot)
Lineage: Eukaryota; Viridiplantae; Streptophyta; Magnoliopsida; Rosales; Rosaceae
Source: the annotation of a GenBank genome assembly
AUGAUCAGCUUCAGCAGAGCAGCAGCAGCAGCAGAAGAAGGUGACUUGUCACUGCCAGUGGGGUUUAGAUUUCGUCCCACAGAUGAAGAGCUGGUGGACUACUAUUUGAAGAAUAAGGUGCAGGGCACGGAUUUCCAUGCCGAAGGCAUCAUUGAUGAAAUUGAUAUCCUCAAGUUCGAGCCAUGGGAUUUAGUUGCGAAAUCGUUGAUGAAGCCGGACGAUGAGAACGGGUUCUUCUUCAGUCAACCAGAGUACACUUCAAAAAAUAAAACCAAGAGGAGCACAGAGGUAGGCUUUUGGAAGAUAACGGGCAGAGAACAUGACAUCAGGACUCGAGACGGGAGAAGAACCGUCAUCGGCAAAAAGAGGAUUCUGACCUUUUACACAGGUCAUGGUCGCAAUUCCGACAAGACCAACUGGGUUAUGCAUGAGUAUUAUAUCCCUAAAGCCCAUCCUAAUGCCAACCAGAGGGACUUCGUUCUCUGUCACUUGAAGAAAAAUGUGAAAAAUUCAGAUGAGAUUCAUACUGAUGUUGCAACAACCUGUGAUGAAGGUGAACCUAGUACUCGCAAUGCAUUUGAUGUCGAAAAUCAACCAAAACAUGGCAUGGAUAUUCAAGAGGAAGAUACUCAACAACCAGAAAAUCUGGACUACUUUGAGCAGGCAAAGGAUCGUUGGCUUGCAAGUUCCUGUAGCAAUAAUGAUCACAAUGCGACAUUUGCAGAUAAUGACUCGGCGUCUGAACUUGAAGAGCGCUUAAGACCGUUCAACACAAAACCAUUCCAUGCAGGGGAGCUGAGUUUAGAAAUGCUUUAUGAACUACAAGAUGGUUCGAGCCAGUCCAUACAAGAUACAGAUAUUAUGCUUCAUAACCAGUUAUCCAGACAGGCUGCUUCCACUGUCAAUGUAGCACCCAAACCUCAGACUGAUCGAGUUCAAUUAGAGACUGGUAUUGCUCUUAGAAAAUACGGAAUACGACUGCGAUCAGAUCGCAUUGCCUUAAGGGAUACUUCCGCUGACGAAUAUUAUACAAGGGAAAAAACAAGCAGAAUAACAUAUCCACCAGAAAAGGCCAAAGAACCUGAAAAACCUAAACCUGCAGCAGAAAAGCCCAAAGCACCUGCUUAUCAUCGAACUGCUGCUGAUUUGGCCGAGAAGCAGAUCUCUAUAACAAAGUCUAGCAUAGACAAGAAGGUGCCUCAAGGCAGUAUGGAGCAGACACAGAAUAGAACAACCCCCGGAAAUUGGAAGCGUUCCUUCAUUACCUGGCAAACAUCCCCAUUGAAAAGUCCCCCAUCAGUCUACAUUUUCAACACGGUUCUAGGCACAAUUUUGUUCUUGUUUUGUGUCCGGGAAGUAGUUUUAUAUGGGGAGUGGAGCUAA